Messenger RNA from Fusarium pseudograminearum CS3096, 996 nucleotides. RefSeq lists its product as uncharacterized. The transcript has 3 exons. The record is from RefSeq and is a predicted model, not a curated record. Gene Ontology annotation, molecular function: 2-oxoglutarate-dependent dioxygenase activity. Gene Ontology annotation, cellular component: cytoplasm. Bases 1 to 996 code for a protein of 331 amino acids. NCBI's taxonomy places the organism in Eukaryota, Fungi, Ascomycota, Sordariomycetes, Hypocreales, Nectriaceae.
AUGUCUUCGGAACCGCUGUAUCCCGCUUAUCUGCCCACCCGCUCUGACGGGUACAUGGCGCCCGUGCCGGUUCCCCUCUUUGACGCGGACGAGCCUGGUCUGAGGGCUGACGCCGCUAAGACGAAUCUGUUCAAGGGCGGGCGCGUUGAGAAUAUCACGCCGCGUGUUGGGACGGAGAUUCGAGGUGUGCAGAUUAGUCAGUUGGAUCAGAAGGGGUUGGAUGAGUUGGCUUUGUUGGCUGCUGAGAGGGGAGUUGUAGUUUUUAGAGACCAAGAUUUUAAAGACAUUGGGUUUGAUAAGCAAAAAGAGAUUGUGAGGCAUUAUGGACCGCUUCAUCAACAUCCGACUAUGGGAUAUCCAAAGGGUACUGGGCCUGAGUUUCAUGUUGUUUACGCAGAUGAAAAGUCCGGGAACCUGAGAAAACUGCUUGGCCCACGAACAACAUACGAUCUCUGGCAUGUUGACCAAACCUUUACACCCAACGUCCCAUCAACCAGUUUCUUCUGGGUUCUCGAGAUCCCCUCAUCGGGCGGCGGCGACACAGCAUUCACAUCUCUCACAGCAGCAUACGAAGCCCUCUCGCCCGCUUUCAGACAAACCCUAAGAAACCUCAAACUUCAUCACACAUCCGCUUCAGAAGGCGAGGUCAAACGCGUAGGUCAAGAACGUGCGUUGGCAGAAGCAAUCAACACGACGCAUCCGCUAGUCAUCAAACACCCGGUCACAGGCAAGCCUUCACUUUUCGUCAACCCUACGAUUGCGCGACAAGUAGAAGGUUUUCUACCUGAGGAGUCAGAUCAUUUGCUGUCGUUUCUUAAAAAUCAUAUUCGCAGUUUGGAUUUUAGCUGUAGAGUGAAGUGGGAGACGGGGAUGGUUGUGGUCUGGGAUCAAAGGACGGUGGCGCAUUCAGCGGUGCCGGAUUUCCAGGAUAAUGAGAGGAGGCAUAUGGUGAGGAUCAUUCCUUAUGGGUCGCAGCCACAGCCUGCCUUCCAGUAG